GCGCCGGCUCCCGCGCGCGCCCCGCGCCCCCCCCAUUCAUUAAUAAAUUAGCGGCACGCUCCAGCCGAGCGCGAGGCUCCGAGGGGGGGCACGGGGAAAAGGGGGGAGAAACAGGGGGGGGAGAGGCCGGGGGCCGGGGCUGAGGCCGGGGCCGGGCGUCGGGCGGGGCGGCGGGGGGCAGGUUUGAUUGUUCCCCGCGGGGUAUAUAAGGGGUGUUAAGGAGGGUCGUGUGCCAGACACGCAGCCGACGGGCCCCGGGCCGCUCCCCCCCGCCCCCCUCUCUCCCCGCCUUUCCCCCCCCUCCCCAAAAAUCCUCCCUCCUCCUCCUCCUCCUCCUCCUUUCCCCCCCCCCCCCCCAGGAGGAUGCUGGUGAAGGCGGAGAGCCCCGCGCCGCCGGCGGAGGACGAGCUGCUGCUGCUGGGGCUCGCCUCGCCCGCCCCCUCGCUGCCGUCCAGCGCCGGCGACGAGGAGGAGGAGGAGGAGGAGGAAGAGGAGGAGGAGGAAGGGGAGGAGGAGGCGGCUUCCCCGGCCCGGCCCGGCUCUGCCCGGCCGUCGGGGCCGCGGCGCAGGGAGGGGAAGCGGCGGCCGGGGCGGUGCCGCACGGCGGAGGCUGCGCAGCGGCUGAAGCGGAGCCGGCGGCUGAAAGCCAACAACCGGGAGCGCAACCGCAUGCACCACCUGAACGCGGCGCUGGACGCCCUGCGGGACGUGCUGCCCACCUUCCCGGAGGACGCCAAGCUCACCAAGAUCGAGACGCUGCGCUUCGCCCACAACUACAUCUGGGCGCUCACCGAGACGCUGCGCCUGGCCGGGGGGGCGGCGGCGGCGGCCAGGGCCGGCCCCGACGGCGGGCUGGAAGCCAGCCCCUCGCCGGCCUCGUCCUGCAGCCCGGCGCCCUCCGCCUCCCCCUACGCCUGCACUUUAUCGCCCGCCAGCCCCGACGGCUCCGCGUCCGACGCCGAGCACUGGGCGCCCCCCCGGGGCCGCUUCGUGCCCCCCCCGCCGCCGCCUCCGCCGCCCCGCCGCUGCCUCUAGCCCCGCAGCCCCCUCCCCAGAUUUUCUCCCCCCCCCAUCCCCGUCCCAAAUUUCCUCUGCCCCCACCUCCGACGUUGCACUUUGUCCGCUCCCCCAGCUUUUGUGUGUGUGUCCCCCCCCCCCUCCAACCCUCCUUCCCUCCCGCUCCCCGUUUCGCCAGCUGUCUCUUGUGAUUUACGAGGUUUGGGGUGGGGUGGGGGGGUCCGCAGAUCAAGAGAGAAAAAAAAAAGAAAAAGUUGAGUUGUUUUGUUAGGGGGCCAGGUUAGAAGUCAUUGUAUAAUUUGUAGGCUUUGUGAGGGCUGAAUGCAAGCGUGGAAAUUUAGGCUGAACUCUCUAUCAAAAGGGAAAAAAAAAAAAAAAAAAGAAGAAAAAACAACGUCAAGGGAAAGGGGGGGUGUGGAUCGGGAGGGAGGACUCGUCAUGCAUUAUUUAUUUCGACCUUUAGGGGACGAGGAACUCCCCCCUUCUUUCAGGAGAUUAAAAAUAAAUCAACAGACUGAAAACCUAAACAGACACGGAACAUUACAGCGAUCAGCCACACACGUGUUCACAUUUAUUUAUUAUAAAGAAAGAUUUCAUGGAAAAUAUGUAUUUUUUUGUAUAAUUUACAGAGUUUAUUCUAGUAUGUAUUUACAGCCGAAGAGCAAAGGGACUGUUCUCGUCAUAAAAUAUAAAUAAAAUAUCUAAUUUUCAUAA
Molecule: messenger RNA, 1731 nt
Organism: Anas platyrhynchos (mallard)
Lineage: Eukaryota; Metazoa; Chordata; Aves; Anseriformes; Anatidae
Gene: NEUROG2
Product: neurogenin 2
Biological process (GO): positive regulation of transcription by RNA polymerase II; axon development; forebrain development
Cellular component (GO): nucleus
Molecular function (GO): DNA-binding transcription factor activity, RNA polymerase II-specific; protein dimerization activity; E-box binding
Source: RefSeq, a predicted model, not a curated record